AUGUCUCGAAUUCGACACCAAGGUUUGAUGGAGACUGCCAACCCAGCUGGCUCGGCGGCUCUGCGUUACAUCACAUUGAGCCGCUGUUGGGGCAAACCAGGCUUGGACGCACCUCCGCUGCGCACGACGAAAGAGACCAUCUCUCUGGCCCGCGUGCUCGGUUGUUACUUUCUCUGGAUUGAUUCACUUUGUAUUAUCCAGGACGGCAUGGACGACUGGCUCACACAAUCUGCCGAGAGGGUCGAUAUCUACGCCAAUGGCUAUUUCAACAUUGCAGCUGCAGCUGUUACAAAUUCUUCGGAAAGCCUAUUUAGUGAGCGGCACCAGUUUGUAUGGCAACAAACGGAUUGUGAAUGUGCUGGGCCUAUUGAUCGGAACCGGGGACCCCCUCUUGGCAAGGCGCGUCAGUUAAGGGCUUUUGAGUGCUGCGGGCUAUCGAAGGGGAAGAUUCGGUGUAUCGCCGCGUGGGGGUGGGCUUAA
Podospora pseudopauciseta is the source of this 480-nucleotide messenger RNA. RefSeq lists its product as uncharacterized. Bases 1 to 480 code for a protein of 159 amino acids. The transcript is spliced from 3 exons. NCBI's taxonomy places the organism in Eukaryota, Fungi, Ascomycota, Sordariomycetes, Sordariales, Podosporaceae. The record is from RefSeq and is a predicted model, not a curated record.